AUGCUAAAAUCUAAAACUAAAGAUUUAAAUUCCCGCAAUCAAAGACCAUCUGAUCUAAAUGGGAACCAAUCGACUAAAGACUCAGCUAAACAAAAGAAAAAGUAAUCAAAGGUUCAAACUAGCUCUUCAAAUAAUGGCUUAGCAAUAGGUUAUAUGUCUCCAAGAUAAUAAAAGCUACAUAAUCUAAGUAUGAAGAAUAAUUAGAUUCAGGAUUACAAAGCCAAGUUCAAGCCAGUAAUUAAAAAGGUUAAAAAUAUUUAGAGAAAUGCCUGUGAUCUGAAAGUUGGAGGAGGCGGUAGUGAUACAAAGGACAAUAAUGUUAAUCAUGUGCCAUUUUAGAGUAGGCAGUACAAUUAGAGUGUAAAUAAUGUAGUUAUUACUGAUAGAACAGAUUUCUCUCCCAAACCCCAAGCACGUUCAGAGUUGAAUCCUUAUCAAGAUUCAAUGGUAUAAUAAAACUCCAAAACUAAUAAUAAAGAGUCUCUUUAAAAAUCAUCUAGUUAGGGAAAAUUCUUGCAUCUGUUUAAGGCAAAGAUAGAUGAGCAAAGAGAAAAAAGACAUUAAAGCACUAAUAGAGACAUUAUAGCUUUUACAAGUUCAAAAAGUAAACACAGAUUCUUAUCUGAGGGUCGAAAGUUUACUGAGAUACACAGCAAAAGAAUGCUUUAUGAAAUUAAAAAAUUCAAGGAAAUUAUUAAGUAAAGGUUUGAAACAAGUUCGAUUAAUAACUAUGUGUUUCCAAGAUAAUAGCCUAUGAUCCGUUUAAAGAGUUAAUCUCCGAGAUAAUCACCGAGAUAAUCUCUUCAAGUACAAUAAAGCUUCAUGUCAAAUAGAAUAUCGCUUAAAUAAAACAACUUUGUUGCCCAGCAUCUUAGAUCUGAAUCACAUGACAAUCAAAUUGGAGCAGUCAUUUCAAUUCAUAUAGAUGAAAUACAAGAUAUUCCUCCUCAUAUAGAAAGUGAGAUUGCUUUAAAAUAGAUGCAUAGAUCUGAAUCUCAGGGUUUAAAAUCUAAUAUGCAGUCAUUUCAAGAAACUAGAAUAAAUAGCUCUUAGCUGAAUGAUAGAAUUAUGUAAAAUAUUUUGAAAAAUAAAACACAACAUCAGAAAUUGUUGUUUAAAACUCCUCAAAAAACUGAUCUAAUAAUGGAUUUUAAAGAGAAAAAGACGACUCCCUUUGCUGGGAAUCGUUUGAAAAUCAAUAAUGAUUACUAUGAUUAAGCCGACACAUCUUAAAAUAAAAUGCUAGUACUUCCUAAAACUACAACACCAAAGCAUCAAGUAUAGAGUAAUAAAGAAAGCUUGCAUUCUAGUGUAGUUGCCAAUUAAUAAAUGGUUGGAGUCUCUCCAAAAGUAGGCUUAAGACAUAUAUCUAUUUCUUAGAAGUAACACAAUCUUAAUUAGAAAUUGUAAAGAUUAAACCCAAUGGCUUAAAUGAUACAGAAUAGUGUACUUAUCCAUAAUUCAAAUUAAUCUAUGGCUGAAAAACAAAUUAAAAAUUUAAGGACUAGAUUAAGUGGAGAUGUCAAUUAAAACAAUACUAAGACUAACAAUAGUUCAAGAUAGAAUGAUGUAAGAAAGAUGAAAUCUGAUAGAAUUAAAAAGAAUGCUUAAAAUACUUAGCCUGGUGAUUUAACGUAGAAUCUUAUGUUUAGAACAAACAUUGAGGACUAGGGUAGAGAAAAUCAGUUUUUGUCAAGUACUUAGAAAAAUCUUAAAUAAAGACCAAGAAAUUAAUCUAUAGAUGAAAUAGAGUAGAUUAUCAAGAAAAGUUCAAGUGAGUUGUCUCUUAAGAGAUCAGAUUCUGCUUCUGGAAUGAAAUCACACAGAUAUAAAAAUCAGAAGUCUGUUAAGGACUUGAAAUAAAUAUAUGGACAUCAGGUGUAAUACUUAAAAGUUGACCUAUCUUUUAGUUAGAAUAACAGUAAUAUACUCACAAAUUAGAAUAUACUUCCAUAGCAAUAUAAUAGCAGCUACAGUCAUCAGUAAACUAAAAAUACAAUUAAUUUAGGAGGGGUUAAUGGAAUUUCGCAGGCCUAGAAAGUCGCCAAAUUGAGUAUAAAGAAAAAGCAAUUAUGA
Stylonychia lemnae is the source of this 2076-nucleotide messenger RNA. NCBI's taxonomy places the organism in Eukaryota, Ciliophora, Spirotrichea, Sporadotrichida, Oxytrichidae. The record is from the annotation of a GenBank genome assembly.